Molecule: messenger RNA, 2468 nt
Organism: Blastomyces gilchristii SLH14081
Lineage: Eukaryota; Fungi; Ascomycota; Eurotiomycetes; Onygenales; Ajellomycetaceae
Product: transcription elongation factor S-II
Exons: 2
Coding region: 270-1181 (303 amino acids)
Biological process (GO): DNA-templated transcription; transcription elongation by RNA polymerase I; transcription elongation by RNA polymerase II
Cellular component (GO): nucleus
Molecular function (GO): zinc ion binding; RNA polymerase II transcription regulatory region sequence-specific DNA binding
Source: RefSeq, a predicted model, not a curated record
CAGCGACAUCCGGAGCAAUUUUCGCAAUAAUAACAGCUAUCGUCCACCGUCUACCUGUCUUACCUCUCCUUUACGCAGGCUCUAUCGAAGUACCGCCCCUUGAGCGUAUCUCUACAGUGCGCAGUGGGGUUUUUAUUUGCCCUUUCGCCGUAGGGAAUCUUAUCCGUUCGCGGACAAAUACUCCUUUGGAGACUCCAACCGACCCCUCCUACCCCAUAUUCGAACGAAUCCCGUUGAUCACGCCCCUCCUGUACUCGAGCUCCGACAACAUGGACGUGAAGGAAAUAGAAUUCAAGUCUAAGGCGUUGACGAAGGCUGCGACGUCCGGCGAGACCUCAGCAACGUUGAUAUCACUGCUCAGGGAGCUACAAAAAGGUGUGCGGCCGACAGAGGACCUCCUGCGUUCUACAAAAAUCGGUAUCAUUGUCAACAAGCUGAAACAGCAUAAGUCGCCCGACGUUGCUCGUCUGUCUAGUGAAAUCGUCUCGAAAUGGCGGAGCGAAGUCAACAAGCAAAAAGCCGCUGCAGGUGGUUCGCCGGCCGCAAGCCGGAGAUCCAGCGAUUCGCCCAAGCAGAUUCCCAACGGCAUCGCGCCACCAGCGCCCACGGCGUCGGAUAAGCUGGCCAAAUCCACCGUGCCUCCAGACAAGCGCAGUUGGAAAGCUGAUCAGCUUACCAUCACCCAUACCCAAAAUAAAUCCCGCGAUAGCUGCAUCGGGCUGAUCUACGACGGCCUUUGCCUAAAUUCCACCGAGCCGCCGCGCAUCGUCCUCCAAAAAGCCAUCGAAGUCGAAUUAGCCGCGUACACUUGCCUCGGCCCAGAAACGAAGGAACAAUACCGCACCAAGAUGCGUAGUCUGUUCCAGAACCUGAAAAACAAAUCCAACCCAGGCCUGCGUGUGCGCGUGCUCUCCAACGAAGUCACUGCUGAAAAAUUCGUGCGUAUGACGCAUGACGAGCUCAAGUCGGACGCACAGCGCGAGGAGGAACGCAGGAUCCACAAGGAGAAUAUGGAUAAGGCUAUGGUUGCGAAGGCGGAGCGGAGUGUCAGUACCAGCUUGCAGUGCGGCAAGUGCGGACAGAGGAAGGUCACGUAUACGGAAGCGCAGACGAGGAGUGCGGAUGAGCCGAUGACGUUGUUUUGCACGUGUACCGUAUGCGGGAAGUCAUGGCGCCAAUAAGACGUGAUCAAUCUCCCUCUUUUUGAUUGGAGCCCUUCGGAAAUUGGGGCCAAUCAGUACUUCUUGUUUCCGAUCUUCCUUUGUAUUUUGUGUUAUUUUAUUUUGUUUUAUCUUCCCCUCUAACUGUAUUUAUUUGUGUCCUGUCCUUUUUCCAUUUCUACCCUUUUUUUCUUUUCUUUUACAAAUAUCUUGCCUACCAUGCGUCAUCUAGAGGUGGCAUUCUGUUUUCCAUCUUUUUAUUUUCCCCGUCCACUGUUAAAAGGGGGCCUCUUUCUCAUUUUUCUCAUACUCAGUACUUUUUAAACGGUGUUUAUCAUUGGGGGGUGUGUUUUCAUGUCUAGUGGGCGUUUAUUUUCAUUUUCAUUUUCAUUUUAUCUUUUUCAUUUUUUCAUUGAACGGGUUGCUUUGAACAUUAUUUUCCUUUCUUUCUGCCACUACUCUCCACGGCACUCCAUCGCCUGUUACUUUUUAAUUUCUAGGGGCUCCGGAGUUAUUUCUUUUAUUUUCUUUUUUCUUUCCCUUAAACCUGCAACGGCUUUAGGGAGUUUUAAUUUCUUCCUUUUGAAUCAUUUACCUCCCUAAUUGAUGUAUCUGGGUAUGGCCAUAUGACUGUCAUACCUGGAAAAUGGUAUCUCUGGAGGAUGAACAUGGUUUUGUUGGCUUUUGAUAAAUAAAGUGGAAUAAUUAUUGUUUGUGUCGUAUUCGCCUACUUCCGCAACUUGGGCUACUGGCCUGAUGGACUUUACUUUUAGAGAACUCCUACUUCUGCAAAAGAAAGCAGGAAGAAAACCCACAAAGAAAGCGUCAGUGGGGUGGACAAAAUAAAAUUAGUUGGUAAAUCUAUCUUUCAAAUAUUUGAUAAUAUUGCUCGCUCUAUUCAUUCCCUCCCUGAAAGUCUCUUUGAUUCCCGCUCUGGGUUGUCAUCCAUGUGCCGUUUACGUACAUAUCAGAUCACAUCCAACACCAUGCUAACAAAACUCCAUUCAAUCAAACCAUCUGUCUACCCCUCACACACAUUGCACAUAUGCCACGGACAGAUUCACCACCUCUUAUCCACCAAUAUCUAUCUUUUCCCUAGCUUCCUCAACGCCCCUCUCACCUUCCUCCCCAAACGCAUCCGGAAAGAACCCUGGCGGCGGCCAAAUAUCCGCAAUCGACGGUGGACACAUGAUCUUGUUGAGGAUCGUUUGCUUCCCCUUGCCCUCCUCCUCCAUUCCGUCCUCCUGGUUCUGUCCCGGGAGCUCUUCAGCACUGUUCCCUGUGGAACUGCCAUUGUCAUGGUUGUUG